This is a messenger RNA of Hordeum vulgare subsp. vulgare (domesticated barley), 1453 nucleotides long. RefSeq lists its product as uncharacterized. NCBI's taxonomy places the organism in Eukaryota, Viridiplantae, Streptophyta, Magnoliopsida, Poales, Poaceae. The transcript has a single exon. Bases 419 to 1453 code for a protein of 344 amino acids. The record is from RefSeq and is a predicted model, not a curated record.
AGAUAAAUUCAUGACCUGAAAGGAUGAAUAGUAUCGUAUGUUAAAAACCUUCAGAUUUGUUUUUUUUACACAACACUCGUUUCAACAUAUUUUGCACUGAAACGCCCUCACAUAUCUCUGUUUUAAUACUCGGCGUCCAUGACAUGUGCAGCAGUCCCUUGACGUUGAGAGAUGGCCAUGUUAAUGUCAUGGAUAUUCCCUUGCUCGUUCGCUCGCUGCCUAUAAUCAGUAAACAUCGGACCGUCGUCGUCUUCCGCCGGCCGCUCGUGUUCAUAAAUUGCCGCCGGCAGCUUUCCUCCCCCAUUUAUAGUACACUACGCCUCUCCUAGGUCUAGGUAGACGGCGACUGUUGACGGUCUUGAGAUUUUCUCCUACCUACCUGCCUACGCAUUCGCCAUCGUCUUGCUAGGCUCCGACCAUGCGGAAGGACUUCUCCUGCUUCCGCGACGGCGCGGUCACCACCCUCGCCGUCGCCGAGCCGGGCUCCCCCGCCGACCGCCUCGACCGCUCGCUCCAGGCCGCCACCGCCUGCGUCUACCGGGUCGCGCUGCUGGCGGCCUCGCGCAAGGACCUGCUCGUCACCGUCACCUGGACCCGCCGGUCCGUGGUCUCCGUCGCCGAUGCCGCUGCCGCCGGGGCCACCGGGCUCUCCGUCGCCGUCGAGGAAGUCCAGGCCGAGGCCCCCCCGAAGCAGAAGCUCCUCCCCUCGCCCGCGACGCCGAGGAGGUCGGCGGUGGUGAAGCCCGCGGCCGCGGGGACCGCGCAGCAGCGGGUCAUGCACCUGAUGCAGAAGAAGCGCGGGACCAGGUCGUUCGUCACGGAGGGCGGCACGGCCGUGGCCGUGCACUGGGACACGUCGGAGGCCAAGUACGCGGCGGCCUCGCCGGAGCCCUGCGGCGGGGAGUACCACCUGGCCGUGGUGGCCGACGCGGAGCUCGCGCUGCUCCUCGGCGCCGGUGCCGCGCGGGAGGAGCUGUCCCGCCGGUCCGGCGCGCGCCCGCGCGCGGUCCUGGUGAGCCGGCGCGAGCAGCUCCGUGCGUCGGCCGCGGAGGCGUCGGUGGCGCACAGCACGCGGUGCCGGUUCCGGGACGGCGGGGCGGAGCACGAGGUGACGGUGCGGUGCCGCGGGGACCGGCGGGGCGAGCAGCAGCAGGAGGGGGAGGUGGCGGUGAGCGUGGACGGGAAGAGCAUCGUGGAGGCGCGGCGCGUGGGGUGGAACUUCCGCGGCAACCGCACGGCCGUGCUGGGCGACGGCGCCGUGGUGGAGGUGAUGUGGGACGUGCACGACUGGUGGUUCUCCGGCGCGAGAACCGGCGGCGCGGCGCAGUUCAUGGUGAAGGCGCGCGGGCCCGGCCCCGCGGACGGCGGGCGGGUGUGGAUGGACGAGGAGCUGGCCAGCAAGGGCCAGCCCCCCGACGGCUUCUUCCUCCACAUGCAGUGCUACCGCCGGUGA